AUGAGCUGGAAAAUUGACCUUGUAAAAGACAUUUUUGAAGAGGGUGAAGGUUCAGUGAUACUUCAAACUCCCAUUAGCUUUAUGAAUUCUAGGGACAGACUCAUCUGGCAUGGCACAAAAGAUGGCUCCUUUUCAGUUAGCAGUUCCUCCCACAUGGAGAAGGACAAAGAACUAGAAGUCAAAGGCCAAGUAUCAACCAGCAACAGUUUCAAAGGCGUGUGGAACAAAAUAUGGCAGCUUCAUACUACCUCUAGUGAAAAGAUGUUUUUAUGGAGAGCAUGUCAAGAUUCUCUCCCCAUUUAUGUCAAUUUAUUUAAAAGGAAGGUAGUGAGUGAUCCACUUCGCCCAAUAUGCACUAGAGAAGAAGAAAGCACCCUGCAUGCUCUGUGGAACUGCGAGGCAGCAAAGGAUAUUUGCUGUCUAUGCUCCAAAAAACUACAUAAAAGCAGUAGCUCUCACCUAACUAUGCUAGUUUUCUUUGAGACCUUGAUUGAAGUACUGAAUGCAGAUGAACUACAAGAAUUUGUGGUGGUAGCAAGGCAACUUUGGCUGAGAAGGAAUUCUUGCAUUUUUAACAAUCACUUCAUGCCCCCUAACGUUUUUCUCAGAGAGUCAAGACUGAGGUUGGAAAUGCUGUCUGAAAAGGGUCAACCACAAAUCCAUAGUAGAGACCAUCAGUUAUGUUCUUCAGCUAAAGUAUGGCAGGUUCCACCAUUGAAUUGGUUCAAAGUGAACUGGGACGGGGCAGUGGACCAAGCUAAGGGAAUUAUUGGUAUAGGGGUGAUUAUAAGAUAUGACAAAGGCCAGACCAUAGCUACCAUGAGGCAAAAGAAAACUUUCUUUCCUGACACCCAGCUAGCUGAAUCCUAUGGAGCACUAGUAGCUGCUCAAUUUGCUAGGGACGUGGGAUUGUCUCAAAUUGUCAUGGAGGGGGACUCACUACAAGUAACAAAGGCUCUUCAAGAAGAACAUGAAGCAUAG
Messenger RNA from Carya illinoinensis, 981 nucleotides. RefSeq lists its product as uncharacterized. The record is from RefSeq and is a predicted model, not a curated record. The coding region runs from base 1 to 981 and encodes 326 amino acids. NCBI's taxonomy places the organism in Eukaryota, Viridiplantae, Streptophyta, Magnoliopsida, Fagales, Juglandaceae. Gene Ontology annotation, molecular function: RNA-DNA hybrid ribonuclease activity; nucleic acid binding. The transcript has a single exon.